Messenger RNA from Lagopus muta (rock ptarmigan), 1194 nucleotides. It is a transcript of the gene PPIL1, whose product is annotated as peptidylprolyl isomerase like 1. Gene Ontology annotation, molecular function: peptidyl-prolyl cis-trans isomerase activity. Gene Ontology annotation, biological process: protein folding; protein peptidyl-prolyl isomerization. Gene Ontology annotation, cellular component: catalytic step 2 spliceosome. Lineage: Eukaryota; Metazoa; Chordata; Aves; Galliformes; Phasianidae. The record is from RefSeq and is a predicted model, not a curated record.
AUGGCCCCCCCCACAACGUCCCAGCUCCGGGCACAGCGCCUGCUGGGGAACAGCUCUGCCAGCACCGGGCACAACGGGGCUUUGUGGCCACGGGGACAGCACGGGGCAGCACGGGAUGAACUCGAACACCGGGGGGGGCCAAACCCACUGCUGGGGGGGCAGCUCUGCACCCCACACCGGCCCCACAGCCCCAUCCCAGGGGACGCAGACCCGUUCGGCCCCAGCCCCAAACCCUGGAAGGUUCCCAGCCCCCAGCCCCAUGAAUUGCGUCCCCAGCCCUUCGCCCCCCAUCCCGAGGGCUCCCAGCCCCACACCCGCACCAUCCCGAACCCCAUAGGGCCCCCGCAGCCCCAUAACGAUGGAUGCCGGCCCCACUCCCCCAUCUCGGCGGAACACCAACCCCACACCUGGGGGUCUCAGCCCCACAGCGCGGCUCCCGGUCCCACCGGCUGCUCUCACCGCCCGGCUCCCGCUCGGCGCCGCGGGGAGGUCCGGCAGGGCGGGGGCGGGGCGCUCCGCCCGUUCGAAUUCUCCCUCCGGCCCCACAAUGGCGCCUCACGCUCCCGCCCGCCGCGCCGAUUGGCCCCGCCCCCGCCCCGUGAGCGUUCCUCAUUGGCCACCGGCGGGGAGGGGGGCGUGUCACCGAAACACCGAGGGGCCGCUUCCGGUGCCGGCGGCAAUAGCGGCGCACAGCAUGCCGCCGUCCCGCCUGACUCCUGGCAGCCGCCCACCGUCUCCAUGGAGACCACGAUGGGCACCCUGGUGUUGGAGCUGUACUGGCGCCACGCUCCGCGCACCUGCAAGAACUUUGCUGAGCUGUGCCGCCGCGGGUAUUACAACGGCACCCGGUUCCACCGCAUCAUCCGGGACUUCAUGGUGCAGGGAGGAGACCCCACGGGCACCGGUGAGGCGGGUGCUUCCAUCUACGGCAAACACUUCGAGGACGAGCUGCACUCCGAGCUGAAGUUCACCGGCGCAGGCAUCCUGGCCAUGGCCAACGCGGGGCCGGACACCAACGGCAGCCAAUUCUUCAUCACGCUGGCGCCGGCGCAGUGGUUGGAUGGCAAACACACCAUCUUUGGGCGCGUGUGCCAAGGCAUCGGGGUGCUGGGCAGGGUGGGCAUGGUGGAAACCAACGCUCAGGACCGACCUCUGGAUGAUGUGAAAGUCCUCAAGGCCGUCCCUGCUGGGUGA